AAAAAGGCGGAAAGCAGUAUUUAAUCCGUCUGCGGAUCCCAUGAGCUUGCAAUGGCUGUUAUGGGGAUAUGUAGCUGUAUAGGAAACAAUGUGGCUCUUUCGUUUGUUGUAUUUUUCUUAUUGUGUGGCCUUUCACUUGGACAACUACUGUACUCUAUUCAGGAGGAAUUAGAAAAUGGAGCGGAGGUGGGGGAUCUUGUGCAGGACUUGGGGUUGGAUAUUCGAAAGCUCUCCAAUCGAAAGAUAAAGGUAACCAGCAGUGGAAAACGGUAUGUGGAUGUCAAUCCCCAAAAUGGGAAAUUACUAGUCAAUGAACGAAUCGACAGAGAGACGCUGUGUGAUUUGAGCAGCACCUGUCUUAUACAUUUAGAGGUGCUUGUUGAAAACCCAUCCGAGGUGCACAAUGUCGAGGUGGAGAUUGUGGAUGCGAAUGACAAUGCGCCGCAGUUCCCUAGUGACGAGUAUCAAUUGGAAAUUGCAGAAUCGGCUUUACCAGGGUCUCGUUUCCCCAUUGAGAAUGCCGUGGAUCCGGAUGUGGGAUCCAAUUCCGUUCGUCUGUAUCGACUCAGCCCAAACGAACACUUCGCACUUGAUUCCAACAAGCCCUCUCUCAAAAGCAAGAACAUUGAGCUCGUGCUCAAAAAGCCCCUUGACCGUGAGCUGGCGCCUUACCACCAAUUCAUUCUGACUGCUGCAGAUGGCGGAACACCAGCAAAAACCGGUUCAGCUCUAAUUAAUGUGCGAGUCCUGGACACCAAUGACAACGUUCCUGUAUUUGACAGCUCAGUGUACAAAGUCAAAUUGUUAGAAAACUCACCAAAAGACACACUGGUCAUCAAAUUGAAUGCCACAGACCAUGACGAGGGUACCAAUGGGGAGGUGUAUUACUCUUUCAGCAGCUACACUCCUGAGAGAGUCAGACAGAUGUUCAGCAUGGACAGCAACACGGGAGAGAUCAGAGUGAGGAGCAUUGUGGACUACGAAGAAACCAACUCUUAUGAGAUGUACAUCCAGGCCAUGGAUAAAGGCCCUGGUGCUGUGGCAGCCCACUGUAAGGUGGUGGUGGAGGUGGUGGAUGUGAAUGACAACGUCCCAGAGAUAGUCCUGUCCUCUCUCUCCAGCCCAGUGAGGGAGGAUGCCCGGGCUGACACCGUGGUGGCCCUGAUCAGUGUCACAGACCGGGACUCUGGUGCCAACAAACAGGUGAACCUGGAGAUACCGCCGGGCCUGCCCUUCAAGAUCAAGUCCUUCAGAAACUACUACACCCUGGUCACCUCCGCCUUCCUGGAUCGUGAGACCACCGCUGCGUACAAUGUCACCCUUAGCGCCACUGACGGCGGCACCCCACCCCUCUCCUCCCAGAAGACCAUACAGGUGGAUGUGGCUGAUGUGAAUGACAACCCGCCGCGCUUCGAGCAGACCUCUUACACGGUCUAUGUGACUGAGAACAAUGCCCCCGGGGCCUCGUUGUGCACCGUGAAGGCCCAGGACUCCGAUGUCAACGAGAACGCACGCAUCACCUACACCGUCCUCAAUGACAACAACCACGGUAUCCCCGUCACCUCCUAUGUCUCUGUGAAGGCCGACACGGGCGAGGCAUACGCCCUGCGCGCCUUUGACUACGAGUCACUCAGGGAAUUCCACUUCCAGGUCAAAGCUCAGGACGGGGGCAUCCCACCCCUCAGCCGGGUGGCCACUGUCUACAUCUACAUCAUGGACCAGAACGACCACAUUCCUGAGAUCGUCAAACCCCCAGGCAACGGCACACGCUCUAUAGAGACAGUGCUGAAGAACGCUGAGGCUGGCGUCCUGGUGACCAAGGUGGUGGCGUACGACGCAGACGCGGGUCCCAACGCCUGGCUGAUCUAUGUGUUGGAUCAGUCCACAGACUUGGACCUGUUCAAGGUGCACGAACACACGGGGGAGAUCCGCACCACGCGCAGGGUCCUGGAGGACAACUCCACCUCCUUCAGCCUGACUGUACUGGUGAGAGACCACGGCCAGCCGCCUCUCUCCUCCACCGCCACCGUCAAUGUGGCCGUCAUGGAGGUGCCACCCAAGGUGACCCCUGACCCCAAGAGGGUCAUCCGGCCCCACAGCACCCUGCUCUUCUCCAACGUGACCCUCUACCUGAUCGUGGCCCUGAGCGCCACCACCUUUGUGUUCCUGGUGACCGUGGUGGUGCUGGCCAUCGUGCGCUGCCAUGCCUACUGCACCCAGCCUGGUUCCUGCUCCCCCUGCUGUGUGUCCCAGAAGACCCCCCCUGAUGGCGGGAGCAGCAGCACAGUAGGUGGUUCUGGUGGUGGAGGUGGGGGACAACCCAAUAACAAUGUGGCGCUGCGGAGAGACCUCAAAGUGGAGCCUCACUACAUUGAGGUGCGUGGGAAUGGCUCCAUGACCAAGACCUACUGCUACAAGACCUGCCUGACGGCCACCUCAGGAAGCGACACCUUCAUGUUCUACAACACAGGGCGGCCCAUCAGCGGCACCUGGGGUUCCGAGCGCUUCUUCACGGGCGGAAGCGGGUUUGUACGGAGACUGAGCAUGCCCGACGCUUCAUUGCAAGUCUGUCCAGAGCCGAAGGCCCCAAAUGCUGACUGGCGAUACUCCACUUCUUUGAGGGCAGGGAUGCAGAGCUCGGUCCAUAUGGAGGAGUCGUCAGUGAUGCAGGGAGCCCAGGGGAUGCUGGUCCAGAACUGGCCCACAGUGUCCAGCGCUACAGAUGGUGAGGGGGGCGAGCUGUCCCCUCCGGUUGGAGCUGGCAUCGACAGUAACAGCUGGCACUUCCGUUACGGGCCUGGCCCAGGCUACGGCCCCCCUCAGGUUCUGAGGCCUGGAGAGAUCCCCCCCGAAGCCUUCAUCAUCCCCGGCUCCCCCGCCAUCAUCUCUAUCCGCCAGGGCCAGGGAGGAGAGGAUGACAAGAGCGACUUCAUCACCUUCGGCAAGAAGGAGGAUCCCAAGAAGAAGAAAAAGAAGAAGAAGGACAAGAAAGACAAGAAAGACAAGGGGAAGGAGGAUGUGGACGAGUAGAGGAGAAAGGGGAGAUAUUAAAACAGAGCUACCAACUAAAGUCCAAAUAACAGAUGCAAGACAAAUAUCCAAGUGUAUAUUUUAGAAGCAGGAGAGCCUCCCUGUGGUGUGUUUGCAUAGUUAAGUCUGCCCAGCCAAGUCCCCAUUAGCAGAGGCCUAUCUCUAUGAAACAGCCAAUUGUAGCCUCUGCCAGGUUGGCCCUCCGGGGCUUCCAUACCUCUGGCUAUUAAACAGGCUUCAUACGGGAUUUAAUAGGCUGUCAUUAGCCAGACAUUUGCUGAAAGAAAAUACUGUUUCUAAUCAAACAAAAAUUAAUUUGAUUAGAAGAACCUUUCUACAAUGACGAUUAUUUACUCAACUUUCCCUGCCCCACUCUUUCAUGUAUAAAAUGCCAUAUGUGAGAGAAACCUCACACACCAUUUUAAUGCCAUUGCUAUUACUAGUGUUACAGUCCUGCCAGCCACCUCCCCAAACUGGCCUGAAAUGGGAUGCUCUUCCCUGGCCCUUCUGGCCCCAUGUUGGCAUCUCUGUCUUUACUCUACCCCCUGUCUCCUCUGAUCUCCUGAUUGGAGGGGGAGAGGAGGAGCUCAA
Molecule: messenger RNA, 3621 nt
Organism: Salvelinus namaycush (lake trout)
Lineage: Eukaryota; Metazoa; Chordata; Actinopteri; Salmoniformes; Salmonidae
Product: protocadherin alpha-C2-like
Exons: 4
Coding region: 52-3030 (992 amino acids)
Biological process (GO): homophilic cell-cell adhesion
Cellular component (GO): plasma membrane
Molecular function (GO): calcium ion binding
Source: RefSeq, a predicted model, not a curated record